UUACCGCGCAAUGUUAUUUUAAACAUUUUAUAUGAAUAAUUUCUAUGUUCGUAGAUAUUUUUAAUAUUAAUAUAUUAAGAAGAAAUGGCAGAAUUUAAUGAAGUAUCGUCAUCGCUUCCUGAUAUUGUUAGCCAAAAAGUGUCUGCAGUAGAAAAUAGUUUUCAGAAAACAUUAAAUUCUUUCAAGGAUCUUGUUCUAGAAUUCGAACGAAUACACAUUGAUGCAUUAUCAUACAAAUCACAAUAUUUAUCACAUAAAAAUAAAUGCGAAAGCAAAUGUUGUUCAAGUGCACAAACAAUGUCUAAGGAAAUAGAAAAUAAGGAUGGUAUAAUUCAACAAAUUGCGUCUGCUUUAACAUGCUUAUUAGAAACAAAAAAUCUGAGCAUUGUCGAAGAUAUAUUUAAACUAAUAUGCUCAGACAAUUCUAAUGCUCCUUUAAUAAGUCCGAAGAAGGAAAUAUUACAUGAGAGAUCUGUACAGGAUGAAUCGGUAUCAGAAAUAGAAGGCACACCAACAGGCCGCAAGAGUCCUAUUAUAUCAAGUAGAAAAAUGAAGAGUAACACAAGUAAUGGAUUGAGUUUAAGUAAAAAGAAAUGCCCAGACACUUGGGAAACACCUGAGAAAAAGAAUAUGAAACUACUAUUUCCCAGUCCAAGUAGAACCAAGCCAGGCAGCAGGAUGAAACAAUCGCGCCUUAAUUUAGUUAAAGUGAAAUCGUCAUGCGUUGUUGACCUGACUUGCUCUCCGGAAACAUUGGCUAAAGCUAUGAGCUGCUCUAAUGUUGAAAUUAAGCCCAAUAUCAAAAAGGAAUUAAUAGACAAUGAUGAAACUAUACUUCCGUCACCUACAAGUGGCUUGCCAGUUUCACAAAUAUUUCCACCAAAGUCACUAGCGAGGAGCAGUCCCAGUAAGUUCAAAAAGCCAUUGACUCCUUUAAAGUUUAAAAUAGAAGAAGAAACAAUGCUGGAGGAUAAUUGUGAUGAUGAGAAAUCUUCUCCCACAUAUACACAGUGCGUAGAUGGGAAUAAGCACACUAGGCCAAGUUUAAAACUAAUCUCAACGAUGUGUAAGCAAGACGAGAAUAUGGAGUGUGACGCAGAUGACAGUAUAUCGCUUUUACAACAAAACAGAAAGAUUCCUGUUAGCCCCAAAAAGGAACCAUUAGCAGAGAACAAUAAUUUAGUGAAUACAAGCCACGAUGAUAUCGAGUCGAGCAUGUCGAUACUGCGUAGUAAUCUGCAAGUCAAUAAAGUAUCACCAACUGGGGAUAGACAAGUCAAAAGACCACAUGCAGACGGUCCCGUGUACAAGGAACCAACUGUGAGGAAAAAAAGUGAAAAACGUGCCCUCCGCGGUUGGAGUUGUGAUGAAUGUAGAAAUUUCUACGGUGAGCUCUACAAAGACAACCCGCUAAUGUUAGAACAGAAAAUGGAUGAAUGUUCCAAACACCGGGGCAAAAACAACCCCGUUCGUCCGAAAACACCGCCGGGCUUCUGGGAUCCGCGCUGGGAAGUACCCACAGAUACUGAAGAGUUUAAUAGACGGAAUAAUGCUAUAUGAAUCAUUGUUAUUAAUUGCAAUGUUCAAAUUUUGAAUGUUACUUCGAAAUUUGAAAUUUACAUUGUCUAUUCUUAGAACAGCGUUAAACCUGAUUUUAUAGUAACACUUUUAACUAUGUGUUCGGCAGAGGUUUACCUUUUAGAAGGAAGGCACAAUAAGGGUUUAGAGGUAUUAUAGUUGAAGCCUUUCAA
Zerene cesonia (dogface butterfly) is the source of this 1751-nucleotide messenger RNA. RefSeq lists its product as uncharacterized. Gene Ontology annotation, molecular function: Y-form DNA binding; flap-structured DNA binding; single-stranded DNA binding. The record is from RefSeq and is a predicted model, not a curated record. Lineage: Eukaryota; Metazoa; Arthropoda; Insecta; Lepidoptera; Pieridae. Gene Ontology annotation, cellular component: site of double-strand break. The coding region runs from base 85 to 1560 and encodes 491 amino acids. Gene Ontology annotation, biological process: double-strand break repair via homologous recombination; DNA double-strand break processing involved in repair via single-strand annealing. The transcript is spliced from 11 exons.